GGCUACAGGGGGAUAUAUUACUAAAAGCCAGCAGUGUCAUUGGUAGAGAGUGGAGAAACGCUGCUUUGGCUGAUAUUCAAUAUUAACACUGUGAGACACGCCUGGGGAACUAUUCUCUCUGGUCAUCGACUGUUUUUGUUUUGAAAUAUAUUUUCAUAUUAUCCAAAAACUAACCCACUAAAUCUUGGACGACAGUGCACUACUCAAGAUUUAGAGGAAUAUUUUGCAAGGGAAACAGUUUUGUUGAUCCUCUCUCACUUCUUUCACAACUAAACGGGAACGAAGUUGCCAUGGAAACAGUUCUCUUCUUCUGUUCGCUCCUUGUCUAUGUAGCUGCUGCAUCUGAUGCCAGCGCGCAAGAGGGGAAAAAAGUAUUGGAUCCAUUUGAAUAUGACUACGAGAGCUUGAGGAUUGGUGGUCUGGCAUUUGCUGUGGUGCUCUUUGCUUUGGGCGUUCUCCUCAUCCUCAGCAGGAGAUGCCGCUGCAGUUUUAACCAGAAGCCCCAGAGGGCUCCAGGUGAUGAGGAGGCCCAAGCAGAAAACCUGAUGGUAGCCAAGGCUAAGGAAACCCCAAAAACCGAGAACUGAGAGUCAUCCAGAAACGCACAGCCGUGAUUGAACCACACUUUCCGAUGGCAACGAUGAUGCUGAAGCUGAUUCCAGUCCAUGGCUGUUGGAAUGGAGGGAGGCAGAAGAGGAAUGGGAGGAGAGCAUGGCUGGGGUUAGGGAUGGGCCAGUGUCAUGUAUAUAAACCUCUAGUCCUGUCAUGUGACCAGUAACUGUAUCUGUCUUUUUCUGUCUAUGCCCUUCUUGCGCCAGUUCGUAUAAAGUAAGCCGUUGUAGAGAAACUAGCCACUACUUGCAGAUUGUUCAUACUGCUAGCGAUUCUCCCCAGCUGAGCUCAUGUGUUUUGUAUAAAUCGUAGGCUUUCACCAUUAGUUUAUGUCUUAUUUUAUUUUUUGUUAGUGUUAUCAAUGGCGUGGUCACUCUUGUUAAAUGUCUAUCUGCUGUUUUCAUCUUGUAGAUCAUGUAGUUUAUAUUAAGACACAGGUUUACACAUGAUGCAGAUAUGUUAAAACAUAUUUGAAUAUACAUACAUGUGUGUAUGUGUAAGAGUCUAAGUGUGUGUGUGUGUGUGUGUGUGUGUGUGUGUGUGUGUAGGCGAGCACACAUGUGACAAUUGAAGCUUGAAAGAGUGUGCAUAUGCAUCUGUAUCUGUCCAUAGAAGUGAGUGAUAGUGUGUGUCUACACGCCUCCCUUCUGACAAUCUGACAAUUGCAGCACCCAGUUCAAACACAAGCACAGAAACAGUUCCACCACUGUACCACAGGGGGCACCACACCACUGUUCUCUAAAUCAGCUGCAACACUGCCCAGCUCUGUGCCUGCAUAAAGACCUGUGUGAGUCCACAGGAGCACUCCACCUCACCAUAGUGCCACUAAACUGUCCUCCACUCUCUCAAUUUACAUGUAGCGAUUAUGUCCACUCUUCUCAAACGACACAUUUCGCUACAAAUGUUCUGCUAUUCUGUGCAACCAAACCGUUGGUCUCAAUGGAGACGGUGUGCUUUUGUGUGUGUCUAUGUCGUGCCACACAUUACUUGUGGUAAAAAACCUGAGAGUAGUAGAUGUGCAGGUCAGUUUGAAAAGAGAAAAAUGUAUUUACCAUUUAGCACAUUUAUGCUGGAUAUAUCUUGAAUCAUGCAGUCAGGUACAAUGCUAAGUAUUUUAGAAAAUGCUGUGUUUAUUAGAGAAAAUUAUAAAUACAUAUUCUGUACUUCUUUGUGCAGCUGUAUUGUAUGGCCACAUUUUGUGCUUUUAAAUACCAAAUAAAGUCUGUGUCUAACCCAGGA
Molecule: messenger RNA, 1851 nt
Organism: Colossoma macropomum (tambaqui)
Lineage: Eukaryota; Metazoa; Chordata; Actinopteri; Characiformes; Serrasalmidae
Gene: fxyd6
Product: FXYD domain containing ion transport regulator 6
Exons: 9
Coding region: 291-587 (98 amino acids)
Biological process (GO): regulation of sodium ion transmembrane transporter activity
Cellular component (GO): membrane
Molecular function (GO): sodium channel regulator activity
Source: RefSeq, a predicted model, not a curated record